This is a messenger RNA of Closterium sp. Naga37s-1, 1179 nucleotides long. The record is from the annotation of a GenBank genome assembly. NCBI's taxonomy places the organism in Eukaryota, Viridiplantae, Streptophyta, Zygnematophyceae, Desmidiales, Closteriaceae.
AUGCUGUCUAUCAGCUGUGUCCCAACAGCCACCACGGCCCGGACCAUCUCACCUUCCUCCUGCUCCUCCUCUCCCACGGGCUCCCUUUCCUCACACCUAUCAGCUCGCACCGCAACCUCCCAUCAUCUCAUCGUCGCGCUCUCUCAACCUCGCAAUAUUGCAACAAAUAGUCUUCCAGCUCAGCACGCGCAGCUGCAGCAGCGGAAUACUCCACCAAUCGCGCAUUUCCUCGACCGCUCGCUGCUCUUGCCGCUCCGAGCUCGACGCCUUCCACAUUCCCCCGCAAGCGCGCAUGGAACGGAGCGGCAGCGGCGAGCGGUGCCGUGCCGAGCCAGCGGGUCGAACGGCGACGGCAAGGAGGAGCGCAAAGUGUACAGCCAGGAUGCUCGCAUGAGGCAGGAGGUGCUGAACCCGUUCCGCACGGUGCGCAUGUUCCUGUACGGCGCGUUCAUCGCGUCCGCGUCCAUCGGCGCGCUCAUCACCGCCACGUCGCUGCUCGCCAUCGCCGCGGGCGCGCGCGACGCGGACGCGCUGCAGAUCCAGGACUCGCUCAAGGACCUCGGGAUUGACGUGGCGGCUGUCGCUAUAUUCGCGUUCCUGUACCGGUCGGACGCACGGGGCAAGGACGCAUCUCUGAACCGGCUGACCCGGGAGGAGUCCCUGGCAAAGCUGCGCCUAGAGCUGCCCACGGGGCGCAUCGUGAGCCUGGCCCAGCUGCAGGGCACCUGCCGCCUCAUCAUUGUCGCCGGCCCCCUCUCCCACGUGCAAACCGCCCUCGCUGCUGCCGAGCCGUACCGCGCUGCGCUGCUGGAGCGAGCCGUGGUGGUCGCUCCGCUUGUGACUGUGGGUGUGGAAGCAGGGGCAGCGGCUUCUGGGAAUGUUGUGCUUCCGGGGGAUUUUAAGGAGUUUGCAGAGGUGGUGGAUCCGGCUUGGGGGGGUGAAGUGGCUGGGGAUGGAAAUGGUGGGGGGAAAGUGGGAGAGGUGGGUGGUAAUGCGCAGGCUGCUACAGCUGCCAGUGGGUUGCUUCAGAGGUGGAUGGGCCGGCCAACUUACACUGAUGAAUGGAACAGGGGAAUUGGGGAGGCGAGAAGGGGUAAUGGGGAGCGGGAAGGGGAAUUGGGGAGGCGGGAAGGGGUAAUGGGGAGCGGGAAGGGGAAUUGGGGAGGCGGGAAAGGGUAA